This is a messenger RNA of Mucor velutinosus, 384 nucleotides long. Its product is annotated as Phospholipase D. Bases 1 to 384 code for a protein of 127 amino acids. The transcript has 3 exons. Gene Ontology annotation, cellular component: cytosolic large ribosomal subunit; U4/U6 x U5 tri-snRNP complex; nucleolus. Gene Ontology annotation, molecular function: RNA binding. Gene Ontology annotation, biological process: mRNA splicing, via spliceosome; ribosome biogenesis; maturation of SSU-rRNA. NCBI's taxonomy places the organism in Eukaryota, Fungi, Mucoromycota, Mucoromycetes, Mucorales, Mucoraceae. The record is from RefSeq and is a predicted model, not a curated record.
AUGUCUGCUCCCGUUAACCCCAAGGCUUUCCCUCUUGCUGAUGCUGCUUUGACCAGCACCAUCCUUGAUUUGGUUCAACAAGCAUCUCACUACAAGCAACUCAAGAAGGGUGCUAACGAAGCUACCAAGACCCUCAACAGAGGUAUCUCUGAAUUCAUCGUUAUGGCUGCUGAUACCGAGCCUUUGGAAAUUCUCCUUCAUCUUCCUCUUUUGUGUGAAGACAAGAACGUUCCUUACGUCUUUGUUCCCUCCAAGACUGCCUUGGGCCGUGCCUGUGGUGUCUCUCGCUCCGUCAUCUCUGCUUCCAUCACCACCAACGAAGCCUCUGAUUUGAAGCCUCAAAUCUUGAACAUCAAGACUCAAAUCGAGAAGCUCCUCAUCUAA